This is a messenger RNA of Aspergillus puulaauensis, 1074 nucleotides long. RefSeq names its product 5'-methylthioadenosine/S-adenosylhomocysteine nucleosidase family protein. The transcript has 2 exons. The record is from RefSeq and is a predicted model, not a curated record. NCBI's taxonomy places the organism in Eukaryota, Fungi, Ascomycota, Eurotiomycetes, Eurotiales, Aspergillaceae. Gene Ontology annotation, molecular function: catalytic activity. Bases 1 to 1074 code for a protein of 357 amino acids. Gene Ontology annotation, biological process: nucleoside metabolic process.
AUGCGCCCGUGUACUCGAAACGACUUCACAAUCGCCAUACUCUGCGCCCUCCCAGUCGAAGCCGAUGCCGUCGAGGCCCUCUUCGACGAGACCUACGGGCGCCUAGGAAAUUCUUUGGGUAAAGUUCCAGGGGAUGCGAACACAUAUGUUAAUGGACGAAUCGGAAAGCACAAUGUAGUCCUAUGCCGCAUGCCAGGCCAGGGCAAACGGAUCGCAGCAACCGUGGCCACAAGUCUACGGAUCAGCUACCGGCAGAUCAAACUGGCUCUGGUCGUAGGAGCCUGCAGCGGUGCACCCUCGGCGGGCGGCAAAAACCUGUAUCUUGGUGACGUUUUAAUUAGCGAUACCUUGAUUGAAUAUGACUUUGGGAGACGGUACUCCUGGGGCUUCGAGCGGAAGACAGGUGUAAAGGAUAUCUUGGGCAGACCAAAUCCUGAGAUAAGAGCACUUCUACAUGCGUUAAAGUGCUCACGGGCGCACAACGAGCUCGAGUGUGAUCUUUCGCGGUUUCUCGAGGUUCUUCAGCGAAAGCAGGCAAGAUGGAGCCUUCCAGGUAGUCCUGAUGUUCUCUUUCAGGCGUCCUAUCUUCAUAAACACCGUGCUCGAAACUCUUCUGCUUAUUGUCGCUGCUCCGAAGCCAAUGUCCCCGGCGGCAUGUGCGAUGAUGCUCUAAUGACGGACUGUGAUGGGCUUGGUUGCUUCGUGGGGCCGGUUGUCCGUCGGCGAAAUGUUACAGCUGCGCCAAAGCCAUCUGUUCACAUUGGAUCAAUUGCAUCUCUAGAUGCCGUCAUGAAGUCUACCAAUCUGCGCGACGAAAUCAUAUGCAAGGAAGAUGUGGCAGGCUUCGAAAUGGAAGGGGCAGGGGUGUGGGAGAGCCUCCCGACUGUCAUUAUCAAGGGUGUUGAUGACUACGCCGAUGGCCACAGCAGUAAGGCAUGGCAAGCAUACGCAGCUGCCACUGGAGCUUCUGCUGCCAAAGCCUUCUUAGGAUACUGGGUACAAGAAGAUGAUGCAACCAGGCAGGACCGUCGGACAAUCAGGUUUCCUAAAAGCCUGCUGUUUAAAGGUCGCUAG